AUGGCGGAGGUUCACACGGUAGAAGGGCAGUCGCCGGGGAAUGGAAAUCGGACUGGUAACGCCCAAGAGGCGGAGCUGGUUGCGGUUCCAGACCCGCCCGAUCCAAUGAGUACCCUUAGCUGGAACUGUCGUGGCUUGGGUAAUCCACGGACAGUCCGUGAAGUUUUGGACCUUGCGUCCCGAGUGAAGGGUGGUUUGGCUUUACUAUGGCGGAAGAAUAAUACGGCAAGUCUUCUCAGCUAUUCGGACAAUCAUGUGGAUAUUGAGGUUAGUGUGCAUGGUUUUUCAAAAUGGUGCAUGACUGGUUUUUAUGGCUUGCCGCAGCGUACCAGGCGUAAUGAAUCAUGGGAGAUGUUAAGGUCUUUGGCACCCAGGUCUAACCUGCCAUGGGUGGUCAUUGGGGACUUUAAUGAUCUUCUGUAUCAGCACGAGAAGAGACGUGGAAAUCCACAUCCGGAUAGUCUCCUACGCGGUUUUGGGGAAACUAUUGAGGACCGUGGUUUGUCUCAGAUGGCUAUGCAGGGGUAUCCGUUUACAUGGGAGAGGGGAAAGGAACAGUGGAUUGGAUUGAGGAACGGUUGGAUAAGGUAUUGGUCACGAAUGAGUGGCGCGAGAUUGUUGCAGGAGGGGUGGGCUGGUAAGAGGGGCUUCCGUUUUGAGAAUGCAUGGUUAUACGAUGAGGGAUGCCGAAAUGUUGUGGAAGAAGCCUGGGAGGAAGGAAGGGAUCGUGGGAUACAGAAUUGUAUUGAGUAUUGUGGUACUCGCCUAUCUCGCUGGGGUGGUGACCGAUUUCAUAAAUUCGGGGAGCAGAUUAUAAGUCUCCGGAAAGAACAAUUGCGUCUGAAAGGAAGAAUGGAUCCAGUCUCAUUGACUGAGUUCCAGCGCCUGGAGGAGCUAUUGAGCCGUAUUGAGACACAGGAAGAUGCCUUCUGGAGACAAAGGGCCAAGCAACACUGGCUCAAGGGUGCCGACGCCAAUACCAAGUUCUUUCACAGGUAUGCUUCUCACCGUAGAAAGAAAAACAUUGUUGAUAAGCUUAUGAAUGAUAAUGGGGAUUGGGUGGAAGCUGCCCUUAAUGAAACUGAUGUGGUGUUGAUUCCGAAGAAAAAAACCCCGGAAAGGGUGUCUGAUCUCAGGCCAAUUGCCCUCAGCAAUGUGAUUUACAGGGUAAUGGCAAAAGUAAUUACUAACAGGAUGAAACCUAUGAUGGAUGAGAUUAUAUCGGACUCACAGAGUGCGUUCAUACCCGAUAGGCACAUAACUGAUAAUAUAUUGAUAGCAGCAGAGGUUGGUCAUUAUCUGAACAGGAAACAAUGUGGAGCUGUUGGCUGGGCUGCCCUAAAACUGGAUAUGGCAAAAGCAUAUGACCAUAUGGAAUGGUCUUUCUUGCGUGGAAUGCUAUUAGCUAUGGAUUUUGAUAAUAAUUGGGUGGAGCUGAUUAUGUUAUGUGUAUCUACUGUGUCGUACAAGUUCUUAAUAAAUGACUCUCGUACUGAUCCAGUCACGCCUACUAGUGGUCUGAGGCAGGGGAUCCAUUGUCUCCAUACCUGUUUAUUAUCUGUGCAGAAGGGCUCUCCAUGUUAUUGCAGCAGGCACAAUCAAGAGGCUGGGGUGAUUAAGAAUUGUUUAACAGUGUAUGAGAAUUUAUCUGGGCAGGCAGUUAACUAUCAUAAGUCCAGUAUUUGCUAUAGCAAGAAUACUAGUGAGGGGGACAGGAACACUGUAGCGCAGGAGCUAGGGGUGGUGCAGGCUCCGAAUUUUGAGAAAUAUCUGGGGCCCCAUCUUUUAUUGGUAGGGAUAGAAAGGCAGCUUUCUCUUAUAUUGAGGACAAGAUCAAGAAGAGGAUUGGUUCAUGGAACAAGAAGCUUCUCUUUCAGGCUGGUAUUGAUGGAAUUUAGGCUCGGAUCAAGGAAUUCACUGGAAAGCAUGGGAUAG
Messenger RNA from Ipomoea nil (Japanese morning glory), 1935 nucleotides. RefSeq lists its product as uncharacterized. Lineage: Eukaryota; Viridiplantae; Streptophyta; Magnoliopsida; Solanales; Convolvulaceae. The coding region runs from base 1 to 1935 and encodes 644 amino acids. Gene Ontology annotation, molecular function: catalytic activity. The record is from RefSeq and is a predicted model, not a curated record. The transcript has 7 exons.